This is a messenger RNA of Biomphalaria glabrata, 3023 nucleotides long. RefSeq names its product beta-1,4-galactosyltransferase 4-like. Gene Ontology annotation, molecular function: N-acetyl-beta-glucosaminyl-derivative 4-beta-N-acetylgalactosaminyltransferase activity. Bases 450 to 1829 code for a protein of 459 amino acids. Gene Ontology annotation, biological process: carbohydrate metabolic process; glycosphingolipid biosynthetic process. The record is from RefSeq and is a predicted model, not a curated record. Lineage: Eukaryota; Metazoa; Mollusca; Gastropoda; Planorbidae. The transcript has 8 exons.
GUCAGCGAAGAAACCUGAAGAUCAAUGUCUCACCCGAGACUUAACUUGUUGCCAUGUUCAGAAUACAACCGUGUCACAAACGACUUCUACUGUAAUUCCAGAGGAUACAUGUAGAAAUGUUUACUUCGUUUAGUUUUAUCAAUCAAGAAGGAAAGCAAGAAGAUAGUAAUUACAAGUUUUAAAUCAUAAUACUUUUCAGUAUGUAGUUUAAAAAAAUAAUAUGGAUAGGUGACAUUUUGAAAUGUUAGUAGGCUGUGCUUAUUCAUAUAUUUUUUUUCUUGUACCGUACUGUGAUUUAAGUGAAGCGAUUUCAUCGCAUUAAACAUGUUUGAAUGAAGUCAAACAAUCGAAAAGCAUUGUGUCCUUUUUGGACACUGAAUAUUAAUUACUAGGCAUAGUUCUUGUGUUUUCAUAAGUUACGUAGUUGAAACUCCGUGUAUUCUGUCACCAUGGAUGGACGUGGUUUACGAAGGAUGACUUCACUAGCAAGACACGGCUUCGUUAGGAUUUCUUCCAACAUUGCUCACAGAACGAAGUGCAAUUCUCUAGGACUUUGCUCCAGUUUGUUUCAGAGAAUUGCUUGUAAGAGUUGGCCCAUGACCAAGAUCAAAAACUGUCUUUCUCUGGCUGCUGCUCGAGCGGUGUUGAUAGCUGGACUACUUUUUUUCGCAGUGAUGAGUCUAGGUGUCACUUUCAUCGCCAAGAAGACUGUAACUUCUCUGGUUUGUGUUGUGAAUAAAAGUGAUAGAGAUGUUGACAUGACUGUGUUACGAGUGCCCAGAUUGAGCACGGACUAUGACGAAGUCAGCCUAGAUGUCAUGUCAUUGCGGAACCAGAGCAAACAACAAAUGAAAAAACUUCUUUCCACAAAGCAUAAAAAGUAUAAAAGUAUGAUGGAUUUGUUUGUCUUACCAGAGCUGGAGGAGAGUGGAGGUCAUUCGCCAUGUGCAAAGCUGCCUCCAACAUUAGCUGGACCUUCGCAAACAGACACAUCUUUAGUCUCCUUCAGACAUAUGGUGCAGACGUUCAAACAUCUUCACCAAAAUGGCCGCUUCCGUCCACGUGAUUGUCAAGCUCAUCAACGAUUGGCUGUCAUAAUCCCGUUCAGAAACCGCAAGUCUCAUUUGUUGCUCCUCUUAAACAAUCUCAUUCCAUUUCUGAGCAGACAACAAGCUGACGUCACAUUCUUUCUAAUUGAACAGCUUCCUGGAGCCAUUUUUAAUAAAGGUGCUUUACUAAACAUUGGUUAUUUAGAAGCCCUAAAGUUAGGUCAGUUUGACUGUUUUAUCUUCCACGAUGUUGACCUGGUCCCAUUGAAUGACAAGAAUCUGUACAGGUGUGGAGACAAUCCCAGACAUUUCUCUGUUGCCAUCAACAAAUUUUCGUACAGUUUGGCAUAUAAAGGAAAUUUCGGAGGUGUUGUUGGAUUGUCAAUGAAACAAUACUCUGAGGUGAACGGAAACUCAAACCUUUACAUUGGUUGGGGCGGAGAGGAUGACGAUCUCUUGGAGCGGGUCACUAACAAGGGUUACUUUAUCAGCCGAUACAGUGGCGAGUUGUCAAAAUACGACAUGGUCAACCACAGCAGGGACAAGGGUAACGAACCCAAUCCUUUCAGAGUCAAAUUACUCGAGUUGGCAAGGGUACGCCAGGAAGUGGACGGACUGAACAGCAUUCACUAUAGCAUUCACUAUAACAGAACAAUCAAAGACAUGGCUCUCUUCACACUUAUUACAGUCGACAUUGACAAUGACAGGCUAUUGUCGGAAGCCCCAGAUUUUAUCCAAGACAUUCUGUCAAGUAUAGACACUCUAGAGAGUGAGAGCUGACCGUCUAGACACUCUAGAGAGUGAGAGCUGACCGAGAGCAAGAGCUAAACGAUCAUUAGUCUUAAAUGAGCUGCGAGGGAGAAGUGUUUGUUCCUGUUUUCCUAUGGUUAAUUAACCAUUCAGCCAUUUGCAAUACUUACAACCUUCCAUGUAGAUCUAAAGUGUAAAUGAUAUGUGUGACUUCCUUUUCAAUGCCAACAAAUUGCCAUCAAAUUCUGUUCAAAUAUGUCUAGACUGUUCAUGUUAUUUUAUUAAAGUACUACGGGGUUUCGACUAUCACACUUUAGAACGCCGGACUUCUGAGUGACAAUCUCGAGAAAUAGUUUUUUUUUUAAUCUGUAAUUCCCGUUUUGCAAAAGUCGUGUCAUUUUUCGUGUAAACCUUGUGACAACUAUGAAAAGUUUUUUGCAGAUCACAUAUUUCAGUCCACGUGAAGUCAGUUGUUAUCUCAUGACUUCACAUACACUUAAUAGAGAAAAUCUGGUUUAUGAGCUAAUAAGUUUAAUUUAUAAUAUACAAUGCUGGAUUUAUCUAUAGAUAACAAACUAUAGCUUAGAGCUCCCACUUGCUUGGUGGCCCCAACAAAAGGUUCAAGCGAUAUUUUAAUUCAAUUAUGCUGAAAAAAAGAGCAAAAGAUAAACGGCUUUAUGUUGAAUUUAAGAGGGACUUAUAGCUAAAACAAAAAAACUAAAUUCAACCCUGCUAAUGUACUUCAUUUUAUUUUAACUGUCUACUUUCUAAGACUCUUUCCCUGAAACCCCAGUGAGACUUGAGGCAAACAUUGGUUAAGUGUAGACCUUGUAUGACUAACAUUGAUUUUGUAUUUAUUUAUUAAUUAACGUGUACAAACAUUUGGCUAGGAAGACGGACAUAGAGAGACAGACAGACAUACAGACAGACAGAGUGAGUUAAUAUAAGCUUUGUAAAAAAGAAAAAAGCUUAAGUUUUUAACGAACGCUGAGUGUUUUUUUUUUAAAUCUAUUUUCAUAACAAAAUUUCAUUUCUCAUCUCUGUUAUGUUUGUAAUGUUAUCACAGCGCCUUGAGCCUACAUUUUGUUUGUUAACAGCGCUUUAUAAAAUUAUUAUUAUUAUUAUGUUAGAAAUGAACGAGUAGUCAUUCUCUGGCGCUGCCAGGGUCGAGUUUCGCUAAAGAGAAACAAAAUUCAUCGUAGUCCCUUUAACAGUUUCCACUGA